Messenger RNA from Funneliformis mosseae, 161 nucleotides. Lineage: Eukaryota; Fungi; Glomeromycota; Glomeromycetes; Glomerales; Glomeraceae. The record is from the annotation of a GenBank genome assembly.
AUCGACUCAAAGUCUCAAACGUAAGAAAUUCUCAAAGAUAUUGUCUUACGUCCAGUGGGGCAAGUGCCAGGUCGACUCAAAGUCUCCAACGUAAGAAAUUCUCAAAGAAAUUGUCUUGCGCCCCAACACCGCUUCGUAGUCUGUCUCAAAGACUUGAUUGA